Leptomonas pyrrhocoris is the source of this 2004-nucleotide messenger RNA. RefSeq lists its product as hypothetical. Lineage: Eukaryota; Euglenozoa; Kinetoplastea; Trypanosomatida; Trypanosomatidae. Gene Ontology annotation, cellular component: endoplasmic reticulum membrane. The coding region runs from base 370 to 2004 and encodes 544 amino acids. Gene Ontology annotation, biological process: cellular response to misfolded protein. The record is from RefSeq and is a predicted model, not a curated record. The transcript has a single exon. Gene Ontology annotation, molecular function: Hsp70 protein binding.
GGCACAGAGACCACUUGCUUUAGGUCGACAUUUAGCUGGAUCGCCCGCACGCGUUCGACAAGCGCGGCGGUGCACAGCUGAGAUUCACGCUUCACUGAGCAGUACACAUUCCCCCCUCCCCUCUUUGCCUUUCAUUUCUCCUCUGCUUAUUUGAAGUGGACCCGUGCACUCCACCACUGAAGUCCUCCGUGACAGGAGAGCGUACCGGAAGUCCCUCCCACACGCACACACGCAGACUAAUAAGCCCAGCCCCCUUCUUUUAUUUGCCGGACGAUAUCGCUGCAGCAUCCAGGCUUUGUUCAUUUCCAUUUAGCCUUCUUCUUUUUUUCAUCGCCAUCAUCGUCGUUCGUGCGCUCCAACCGACAUGCAAUGGAGAGGCACUAUCGUGUAUUAGAGCUCAGCAGGGGCGCGGCGACGGAGGCGGAGGUCAAGCGAGCCUACCGCAAGAAGGCCCUCCUUCUCCACCCCGACCGCAACCCAAACGGAGGGGAGGCCUUUAAGGCCUUGCAGGACGCCUACGAGGCUGCGCUGCUAGAUGUGAAGCGUGGUGGUGGUGGUUAUGGAAGGGAUGAACGCGGCCCCGCAGGACCUUCACCGUCCUACGGCUUCUCUACCGCUGCGGGUGCCGCCUACCGCUACGCACGCGCGUCUGCCCCGUCACACAGUACGGCCCAAGACAACAAAGGCGGUCCGACGUCAUCGUCUUCGCCGCACUUCUUUUCUGAGGAGGAGUUGUUUGGCGAUGCGAUUCCCGGCGGCUGGCGGGACGUUGGAGCGCAGCAGCGGCCGGCCUAUCCGAACCGCAGCAGCGGCGGCGGUCAUUGGAAUAGCAAUGAUACCGCUCCGUCGUCGUCGUCGUCGAAUGCAGCGGAGACGCACUGGCGGCGCGCGCAUGGCAGCCGCGUGCCCGUCAGCGCCUACGAAGGCGGCUGUCCGGUGCCACCGCCUCCCCGUUCGAGUGCCACUCCCUCGUCCUUCCGAUCCGGGCCGUCUACGGGAAACACCAACGGUGCAGCAUCCACCACUGCCUCCACCGCUGCUACUGCUGCCUCAGCGACGUCAUCAUCGGCAUCUUCCAAGUAUACACCACCUCAGCAGCAGCAGCAGCAGCAGUCGGCCUCGUCGACACAGGCACAGUGGGAGGCCUUUCUCGCUCAGGAGCACCCCUGGCGGGCGUCCUCGCCCACGCACGACGCGAGCGCCGAGGAGCGCGCCUAUCGGGAGGCAAUGUUUCUCCACCGGCGUGUGCAGGAGCUGAAUCGAAAGGAUCAGACGACGCAGAACACGGCGUCUCCUCCUCCCGGCGGUGGCGCAUUCUCCUCUUCUUCUACGGAAAGGCCACACAACGUCACUUCGGACAUUCAUAAGAAGGAGGAGCUAUACCGGCAAUGGCAAGAUGUUCAAGCCUCACUGCACCGCAAGCUGUCAGGACAGGACCUGACCUCAGCGCACGCAGCACACGAAACGGCAAAGAACGAUGCCAACAACAAGGAAGAAAGCGGAGACGAGCACAGGGAAACUGGCAACCGCAAGCAGCAUCAGCAGGAGCAGGAGCAGCGUUCGGAUGGUGCAGCAGCGGCGCACGCACCACCCCCACCCGCCUUUCACAUGCCUCCCUUUCCGCGGCACGACAACGCGCACCGCGAGGCGCUCCUCAGCGAGCGUCGCCUGCUGCAGCGGGAGUACCUGCGCUACCGCUACACCCCCGCUCCGGCGGAUGUAGGAGAGAUGUCCGACAUGGAGGUGUACCUCCUCGCCGAGCUUUUGGGCGAGGUGCAGGCGAAGGUGCGGGCGGUGCUCACGGCACGCCUGACGAAGGGGCCGUGCAGCGCGUGCGGCGCGCAGUCCCGCGAUGCAUCGCAGCGGCACUUUACCUGCGCCCACGCGAGCAUCUGUGCGGCGUGCUACGCAUCGGGUGUGCUGUCGUGUCCACUUUGUGGAGCCGCGCGGGCAGCCACGGCCGACGCGAAGAGCGACAAUCCAGCAGGGAAAGAUGACGCGUGA